Molecule: messenger RNA, 1314 nt
Organism: Penicillium canariense
Lineage: Eukaryota; Fungi; Ascomycota; Eurotiomycetes; Eurotiales; Aspergillaceae
Product: Gfo/Idh/MocA family protein
Exons: 1
Coding region: 1-1314 (437 amino acids)
Molecular function (GO): nucleotide binding
Source: RefSeq, a predicted model, not a curated record
AUGACUGUUCCCGAACUUACACGCUAUGCCAUCGUAGGCACGGGUGUCCGAUCUGCCUUCUACUAUAGAAGCAUCAUCCAAGAUUUCAACGACAAUGCUAAGCUCGUUGGAGUUUGCGACACGAAUCAGACUCGCAUGGAUGCUAUCAAUGACGAUAUUGUCGAGCUCGGCUCAACUCGCCUGCCGACAUACAAGGCCGUCGACUUCGACAAGAUGGUUGCAGACCAGAAACCAGACGUUGUCAUUGUCACCACGAUCGACCGUUUUCACCAUGUCUAUUGUAUCCGUGCAAUGGAGCUAGGCUGUGAUGCUAUCACUGAGAAGCCGAUGACCAUCGAUGAGCAGAAGCUGCAGCUCAUGAUCGAUGCAGAGAAACGGACAGGGAAGCGGGUCCGCGUUCUCUUCAACUAUCGCUAUGCGCCUCAUCACACCAAGAUCCGUGAGCUGAUUGAUUCUGGUGUCAUUGGAGAGGUCUCAACCGUGCAUAUGGACUGGAUCCUCGAUUGCGCGCAUGGAUCAGACUUUAUGCGCCGCUGGCACCGAAAGAAGGAGAACAGUGGAGGCAUUCAAAUGCACAAGUCAAUCCAUCACUUUGACUUAGUUCACUUCUGGCUGAACACCGAGCCGGAAACGGUCUACUGCGUUGGCGAUCUUCGAUUCUACGGAAAGGAGAACGCUCAGCGACGCGGAGAGAAGAAUCUUGGAGAAAGAUAUCUCAACAACGAAGCUGCAAAGGAUGAUCCAUUUGCCUUUGACAUUAGUAAGAGCGACCGGCUGAAGAAGUUCUACUUAGAGGCCGAGCACGAAGACGGCUAUAUCCGCGACCGGAACUGUUUUGGCGAAGGAAUCACCAUCGAAGAUAACCUCUCCAUGGUGAUCACGUACAAGAAUCGAGCCGUCUUGACGUACAACACGUACGCGUAUGCACCAUGGGAGGGCUAUCGCUGUGUCUUCAACGGAAGUAAAGGCCGGCUCGAGAUUAACGUCGUUGAAGGUGGCUACUCCCCUGGAGGUGAACCUGUCCCCCAGUCCACCUCGUCCAAAUAUAUUCAGGGCGGUGUUGAAAGGACUACCAUCACCGUACACCCCUUGUUUGAAGAUCCCUAUGAGGUGCCAGUCGUGAAAGGAGAAGGUGGUCAUGGAGGUGGUGACCCAGUCUUAUUGCGGGAUGUUCUCGUUGGCGAUAAGGAGGACCAGUUCCACCGUGCUGCUUAUAUCCGGGAUGGAGGCAACGCCGUUCUGGUAGGUGUUGGUGCUAAUCAUUCAAUGAAGUCUGGAAUGCCGGUCAAGGUGCAGGAGCUAGUCCGAUGGUAG